CCGUCUCAGCAGCAUGAUGAAGACUUGUGUGGUCCUCGCUCUCUUCCUGAUGGCAGGUGUGUCUCUUGGAGACAUCCAGAAGAGAGUCGAUAAUGGAAGGCCAUGCACCGCUGAUGAAACCGAACAUUUUGUUUUCCUGAGGAUCUCAAACCAAGUAAUUCGCAGUAAUUUCAGCUGUUCUGGUACCGUCAUUGGCAACGGGAACUGGAUUCUCACUGCAAAACACUGCAAGAAUGAUGGAGGGCUCGGCUGGUUGUUCAGGUACUUCAGAAAGUUCAACGUUAAGGACGUCACCUCAACUCUAGAAAUCACCUCGAAGGAAACUUUUCCACACAAGACUGCUGACGUCAUGCUGAUCAAAGUGAACACCGGCAUGGCUGGUAUGCCCUUGGUGCCUGAAGCUGUCUGCAGCCAAGUCAUGAACCAAAUAAGCCCCACAAACACUGUACCGAUGGUCGUUCCUGCUCGGCACACGAAGGAGGAGGACAAAACUUGGAAAGAUGUUUCCAUGUGUGCCGACAUCAAGGUGAAUGGACGGGGCACUAUUAGGAAAACCAAUGUCUUGCUCUGGAGUCCUGAUGGCUGCGACACCUGUAAGGGGGAUUCUGGUGCUGGAUAUAUUUACAAUAACGCUCUGUUUGCUGUUCAUAGUGGAAAGAUACCGGUUGGACAAGGCAAAGUAGAGAAUGUUGGACCCAUCGUCUGUAAUGGACACAUACGUAAUUGGAUUGUUAAUACUAUGAAUAAUAAUCCUUAAAAGUGUUGUUGUGUGAUCCUUGUUUGUGAGCAACAAUAAAGAGACGUUAGGUCUCCU
Molecule: messenger RNA, 814 nt
Organism: Cololabis saira (Pacific saury)
Lineage: Eukaryota; Metazoa; Chordata; Actinopteri; Beloniformes; Belonidae
Product: glandular kallikrein-like
Exons: 5
Coding region: 14-757 (247 amino acids)
Biological process (GO): proteolysis
Molecular function (GO): serine-type endopeptidase activity
Source: RefSeq, a predicted model, not a curated record